GGUAUAUAUAGGUUGGAUGUCGGUGUCCUCGGUUUCCUUCAACACCGACGUCAAUGUAAGAUAUGAGAGAUUGUCGACGGAGUAUGCAAAGCUCCGCUCACAUGUAAAGGUGUUGAGUGAAGGGGUUAUCUCAGAACGGAAGAAAAAUGAAGCCUUCAUUGAAAGGAUCCAAGAACUGGAAAUGCAACUCCACAAAGUUAUCGCGGAGAAUGAAAGUCUUGCGUUUCGAAACGAUCAGCUGGUGAAACGAGUUGAAAGCCUGCAAGGUGAAUUGGACGCAGCAAACCAUUGCAGAGUAGGAUCGGUCAAGAAAGUGAAGUUGAAAAAAUCAAAAGAUGCCAAGGAAUUGCUGGCUGAGAUAGCGGUCUUAGGCGAACGCAUCGCUGUUAUGGAGGAGGAAUUGCAGAAUAAGAUAAAGCAGAAUGAGGAACUGAAUGGCAAGAUGAGUGAACUCGAAGAACAUCAUGCUAGAGAGAUUGCAGCACUUUCCGCUGAGUUCGCUCGAAAGUUAGAAGAAGCUGAGUCGCAUAAAGCCAAAGAGCAUAAACCAGAAAGGCCCGUGAAAUCUGUAAGACCACUGGAGCAAUCAGUCGAGAUUCGCAGCAUUCUAACGGAAUCGUCCUCGCCAACCCCACCACCCAUUAACGAAGCUUAUCUGCAGAUUGCGGAGUCGACAAGAAACUCGCUAAAAGGAUUGUCCACGUUGUUCGAGCUCUUGUAUCAGCGAACACAAGUGUAUCCCUUUGAUGCUUCUAUGGAAUUAGUCCCAAAUCACAUUAAAAAGCUUUCAUCGGAACUUGCAACGUGUUCACAACUUUUUGGACAUCCCGUCGAAGUUGUAGAACGAUGUAUUCAGAAAGCAGAAUUUCAGGGAUCGACGGACGUUAGUGAUCUGCAAAACGCUUUGAGUGCCGUGGUUCGUCAUUGCAAAAUCAUGAUGUUAGAGUUGCUGAAACGUCUUGCUGUAGAGGAAAGCAAGAUCACUUGGUGCGAUUCUCAAUUAGAGAAGCUGAAUAAUACUUGGUAUGCGAAUAUGUGUCGCCUCGUGACAACGAUCGACAUGAUUAGUUCUGCGCUAGCCAGCAUAUCCUCGAAUGAUCAUGAUGGAGGAGAGAAGCUUUGCAUAGCAUUAGAAGAAGGCGUCGCUGUAGUAAAAGAGCUGGAGUCAACCUUUUGCACCCGUUGGACCAUCGAAUCACGCUUUCCAACUGCUAACAAAAAGAUUUGUUGCAUUGGUACAGCAACGGUCCAUUGCCUUUCACGCCUUGUUGUGGAAGUGGGAAAGAUGUCUGCACGGAUACAUGCCAUUAAUGGACUGAUUUUGGAAGACGAAAAAGCCCCGCAACCUUCUGCAAAUGGUGUUCCCAACGAGGGCAAUCCGUUUGACGAUGAGUGUGAUGAUGAUACAGUCACGCAGCCAGGUUCGCCCACUAGCAAAGAAUGGUCAAGGGCUAGCAUAGGAGUUGACACAUCGGACCUCUUGGGCUCCUUUGAAAGUGUGGGUGCGUGUGUUAGCGAUUCUCCUACAAGUUCUCGGAAAGAAGAUCCUUCAGCUGAACAGAUGAUCAAUUCUCUCAAAGCAAGAGUGAACACACUCGAGUCAGAGAAAGAAGGAUAUAUGGUUGAUUUGUCGCUGCUGAGACGCAAACUCGAGAAUUUGGGAGCAAAAGAAAACAGUGAUGGUAGCCCAUCAGAAGUUGAUAUGUUGAAACAAGUGAAUCGCGAACGUCUUCUGGGCAUGAUGGAUAAUCUGCAAAUGGCCGAAUGCGCUAUGAACUACUACAAGGGUGAAUGUGAGAUACUGCUACGCAAGUAUUACUUAUGCGAGGAAAAGAAGCGGGAACUGGAGGAGACUGUUCGAGACAUGAGGCGUGAAUUGACGGCACUUACGGAUGAACUGGCUAUCGUUCGCCGCGGAUACGAUGAUCAGUUGUCGCAGAUGACGGAACAUGUCGCGGAACUGAACGGAAAACUUGCUGGCAUUGAACGAGAACGGAGUGAGCAAAAAGUGCCGGCUACGCCACAAAGAAGCGGGCUGAAGUCUCUUUUCCUAAAAUGAGUAUUCAAUCUUGCCGGAGAGUGGAUGGUGCUUGUCAACGAUUCGGUAUCAAUACACUGUGAUAUAGAGCACUUUCGUACAUAUUG
Messenger RNA from Cylicocyclus nassatus, 2145 nucleotides. Lineage: Eukaryota; Metazoa; Nematoda; Chromadorea; Rhabditida; Strongylidae. The record is from the annotation of a GenBank genome assembly.